This is a messenger RNA of Darwinula stevensoni, 1538 nucleotides long. Lineage: Eukaryota; Metazoa; Arthropoda; Ostracoda; Podocopida; Darwinulidae. The record is from the annotation of a GenBank genome assembly.
AGAGUUCUCUUUAUUGAAAUAAAGGGGAAGACCAGCAGGGAUCCGAUGGAGAAAUUGGAGACGCUCAGACUCAACAUAUGGAAUGCGAAUAUUUGGUUACCAGGGAAUGUGACAUGGGAAGACAUGAAGUCCAAGCCGGGAAGGCCGAUGCCGGAAUUCCAGGAUCUGCUCUAUGCCUUCCCAUUCUCCAUCUCCUUCCUCCUCUUUCGGAUCAUCUUUGACAUGCUCAUCAUGGAACCCCUGGCAAGAGCAGAAGUACAAAGUGUCAGCACUGUCGGCCCCUGCCAGCAAUCUAAGGUGGGUAUGGGGAAGGAAUACAUGGCUUUGAGCAGUGAUUUAUUCACGCAUUUGUUGGUCCCACAGGGCAAUGGGUCUCUAAACGCAGGCAGAAAAUGGAUCGAGAGGGAAAAGGGGAGCUUAAGGAGUGUGAAGGAACAACUUGAAAUCAGAAAAAUUAGGGAGACCGGGUAUAGAUCAGUCGCGCACAGCAUCGUCUUUUUAUUCGGAGUGUGGACGAUGGCAGACAAGCCCUGGCUGAGGAACACGGAUUUGUGCUUCUGGAACCCCCCACACCCCGUGCCGUGGGACAUAUGGUGGUAUUACAUGCUAGAGCUUGGAUUCCACAUAACCCAGACACUGAUGCUACCUUUCGACGUGAAGAACAGCGACUUCCUGGCACAGUUAACCCACCACGUGGUCACCAUCGGCCUCAUGAUGGGAUCCUGGACAGCCGGCACAAUCCGAAUCGGCUCCAUCGUACUGUUGGUCCACGAUUGCGCCGAUGUCAUCCUCCAGUGUGGCAAGCUGUUGAAAUUCUUUAAAGGACCAGACCCAGACGCCACCGUCUUCAAAGUCUUCCUCGCCUUCACUGCAACUUGGAUCCUCACCAGAGUCAUCUACUUCCCCCUCUACGUUAACAUCCCGGCCACCAAAGCCAUCCUCCACUUCGAUUACUUCUACUUCGCCAGCGUCUCCCUUGUCGUGCUGCUCUGGUCCCUGUUCCUUCUGCAUCUCUACUGGACUUACUUACUGCUCCGAGUCAUCUACGGCAUGGUCUUCAGAAAGAAAAAGCUGCACGACAACCGAAGCGAAGACGAAGAUUCUGACGAGGACGACGAAAUCGGCAAAAAUAAAUCGAAAUGAAAAUUUAUCCCUUUAAAUUCGGGAAUCGCCGACCGACAGGCAGCUGUUUAAACCUGUGCGGAGCAAAUGGAUAUAUUGAUUGUUGGCACGCUUUGCAAAUUUUCUGCAAAGUAUCUGUUUCCCUUUCCUGCUGGCCAAUUGAAAUGAAGAUUCGUCGGUCGCUAUUAAAAUUGGCACCAUUUUUAGCCUGGAAAAACGAGAUAUAAAAAAAACUUUCAUUCUCUGAGAUGUUUUGGACAAGGAAGAUAAUAUCGGAGCACGAGCUGUAUUAAACCGUUCUCACGUAAUGCAUGGUCUGGAAAAACACUGAGGAAGACCAGCAAAAAUCCUGAAAGAUCUUCAGGAAACAUCACACAGAAAGUUGUUGAGAAUAAAAUUUACUUUUGCAAAAAGGA